Neodiprion fabricii is the source of this 2926-nucleotide messenger RNA. RefSeq names its product sodium-dependent nutrient amino acid transporter 1-like. NCBI's taxonomy places the organism in Eukaryota, Metazoa, Arthropoda, Insecta, Hymenoptera, Diprionidae. Gene Ontology annotation, biological process: sodium ion transmembrane transport. The transcript is spliced from 10 exons. Gene Ontology annotation, cellular component: membrane. The record is from RefSeq and is a predicted model, not a curated record. The coding region runs from base 226 to 2151 and encodes 641 amino acids. Gene Ontology annotation, molecular function: L-amino acid transmembrane transporter activity.
CAGGCAGUAAGUGGUUCGACUUCGGCAGAACAGCACCUGCAGAUCUCCUCCUCCUUCGCUGCUGUCCACCUGCUCCCGUAAAUCGCGUCGAAAGCAGUAUAUCACCCUGUAGUGGUCCAUAGUCUGUGGGUUUCGAUUCUGGGUGUUAUGCUCACGCAGUGUCCACCCGCAUUUGAAUCGCUAGACUUGGGUUGGUGAGGCAAUUGGGACCAACCCGCGGGCAGGAUGGUCGUGCCAAAGGAUGGGAGGCGGAAUCCGUCCUUUCUCGGCGACGACGGUGCAGCCGUCGAUCUGGGUAAGGAAAUCGCGAGGGAGUAUGGGAAUAAUGAUUCCAACUUCGGUCACUUUCAAACGCCGUCCACCGCACCUAAGGAACAAAUGACCAUAGCCGAGGACGGCGAGGAGCGAGCGACUUGGGGAAGUGGACUCGAGUUUUUGAUGUCUUGUAUCGCGAUGUCCAUUGGCCUGGGCAACGUGUGGCGAUUUCCUUUCACGGCGUACGAAAACGGUGGCGGUGCCUUCCUCAUUCCGUAUAUAAUCGUCCUCUUCGUCGUCGGCAAGCCGUUCUACUAUCUCGAAAUGAUAAUGGGCCAGUUCACCAGCAGAUCAUCGGUCAAGAUGUGGGCCCUGGCUCCUGGCUUUAAAGGUGUCGGCUGGGCGCAGAUGUUCUCGAUGAUCUCCGUCGGGACGUAUUACUGCUCUCUGAUGUCCUUGACGCUAUUUUAUCUGAUCAAAAGUUUCAGCUACGAACUCCCGUGGUCUAGGUGCCUUGAGGAGUGGGAUGGCUGCGUGGACUCUGUCAAGUCCAACGAUUCAGUAAUAGCCGGAAACGGGACAAUGAGAAGUUCCGCGGAGCUAUACUUCUCGAAAACUGUUCUGAGGGAAAAGGAGAACAUUGAUGAUGGCAUCGGGCUACCUGAUUGGAGGCUUACGUUGUGCCUACUUUUCGCAUGGUGUUGUAUAUUCGGCGUACUUGCCCGCGGAGUGAAGGGAUCCGGGAAGGCGGCCUACUUUCUGGCCAUCUUUCCCUACAUAAUUAUGAUAGCUCUGCUCAUCCGAGCUGUGACCCUCGAAGGCGCCAUCGACGGAAUCAUUUUCUUCAUCAAACCGAAUUGGGAGAAACUGUUCGACCCGAACGUCUGGUACGCAGCGGUUACGCAGUGUUUCUUCUCUCUGUCGGUUUGCUUUGGCGGAGUGGUUAUGUACUCGUCGUACAACGAAUUCGACCACAACAUAUACAGAGACGCGAUGGUUGUAACGACCCUCGACACUUUCACCAGUCUCAUGGCUGGCUUCACGAUAUUUGGAAUACUCGGUAAUCUCGCCCACGAACUCGGCACCGACGAUAUUCGCAACGUUGUUCGGGGAGGCACUGGUCUCGCCUUCAUAUCGUAUCCAGACGCCAUCGCCAAGUUUUCGGUGUUGCCACAGGCCUUCUCCUUUCUAUUCUUUCUCAUGCUAUACGUAUUGGGCAUCGGCAGCGCCAUUGCCUUGGCCGGUGGAAUUAACAGCGUGAUCUGCGACCAGUUCCCAACGUGGAAACACUGGCACGUUGUCCUAGGAACGUCCAUCUUUGGGUUUCUGGUUGGAAUGGUCUACUGCACCCCGGGAGGCCAGUUUGUGCUUCAGUUAGUCGAUUACUACGCAGGAUCCUUCAUCGUCUUUGUACUCGCCACGUUUGAGGUGACUGGUAUAUUUUGGGUCUACGGACUGGAGAACUUCAUCGACGAUGUUGAGUUCAUGCUCGACAGACGGCCGUCGGUUUACUGGAGGCUAUGUUGGGGCGUCGUGACGCCGGUUCUUCUCGCUGCGAUUCUUAUUUACACGAUCGCGAUAAUGGAGCCGUUGAAGUACAGCGGUAUUUCGUAUCCAGACAGUGCCCACACUGCUGGAUGGCUGCUCAUGACAUUUGGAGCUAUCCAAAUUCCCCUGUGGAUGGGGGUGACGAUAAUUUCCAAGCGAAAUCUGGGGCUACCCGAGAUGAUAUACGCCGCUUUUGAGCCUUCCAAACACUGGGGCCCAAAAAACCCGGCCCGACUGGCUUCCUGGCGCGAAUUCAAGGAAUGUGCUAGAAAAAGACGAGCCGAGAGGACCGCCUCAAAGGCUAAGCAGAUCCUAUACGUGCUGGUAGGCUGCGAGGAAAAGUUGUGAUCUAAAUCCCAGUUACAUGGAAUAUUCAUCAUCACCAUUGACGCUUUGCCGAUUGCCAAUUAGAUUUAACAGGAUAAGGCACUUUACACGUAAUUUUUUUAUUUCUCGACUUUAUUACGCUACGUUUGUAAGACACAUGCCAAGUGCAAGCACAUCAGGCCAAUCAAUGUAUAGUAUAAAUAUCACAAAGGUAAAAAAUUAGAUCGCUAGAAACUUGCUAAAUCAAAACUUCGAGAAGUUGCACUUGUUAUAAUUGAUACUGUUAUUAUUAUUGUUUUUAUUUUUAUUAUUAUUAUUAUUAUUAUUAUCAUAUCUGUUUUGUAAGGGAACAUAAAUUUCUUUGCGAAAUUUUUUUUAUAACCAUCUCGUGUUAUACGGUCAUUGCAGUAACAAACAUUUCCUAAUAAUUGUAUUCACUGUUUGUUGCUAAUUUAUUAUUACUCACAAUCUAUGUGCUACCUCCAUGAUGGAAAAUGGUAUUUACUCAACGGGAGAUAUCAACGCUUGUUUUUUUUUUUUUUUGUUUCAUUCUAGCUACGCUGUGCGUAUACAUAGAUAUGUAAUAUAUACGAGUUCCGAUUGCAAAAAGGGCAAUGAUUCACGGCUGUGUUUCGCAAUUAUCAGUAUUUCUUUUAGUAAAUAAGUUGACGGUUUUUCGUGUGUAGAAAAAAGAGAGUACAAUUUUAUCUCUUGGCAAUGAUGACAUAGCAAAAAAGUGGACAAAAAAUAUUAAUCAAUUAUACGUAUAUCUAUUUAAAUACAUACUGUAUACCUA